AUGAAUAAUUUUUCCUUUGUGGGAAGAUCCGGUCCGACAUGCGUUGAUUCGUACUCUUCGGGGCGGUAUCCCAUAACUUCCGACAGCAUAUCGAAUUUUCCUCGGGACGCACGAUCACCCAGUCCUCUAUCUACCAGCGAUAGGAAAGAGUCAAACAACUUACCGUUUGCGAAUAAAUAUGGUUCAACCAACGUAUCAUCACGAGACUCGGGAUACAAUGUGGAACCCAUUGUUGUCCAACCUUAUGAGAUUGAGGAGCCUGACGACUACAAUGAUGGUGAUAACGGCAAUGAUCCUUGCGAUCAACCGGGGGAGCCGAUGAACUCAAACUCAUCGGUAUCUGUAGGACGGUGUCAGGAAGACCUGGUUAACUACAUGCAAGAUCUUGGUUGUCACUCAGAGACUAACGGUUCUCAAAUGCGCGCCGGCCAAAGCAAAGGAAAGAAGCGGAGAUCGUCUAAUUACUCUCUUUCACGACGUAGCUCCUGGACAGCAUCCAGUCUCGGUAAUAGCAGAAGCGAAUCGAAUCCGAGACGGCUGCGUAAACGAAGAAGGAAAUCGAAAGCAGAAUUUCUAAGCUCCCGCAGUGCAUUCUCAUCACAAAUUCCUGAUGGAGGGCCAUCAUCUAAAAUCUCUAAUUCUCCAUCUUCAGGAAAUGGUGGUAUGGAGACUACGAAUCGAGUAGCUGGUGUGGAUGACAUGGAUGUGGAUUGA
Molecule: messenger RNA, 714 nt
Organism: Monascus purpureus
Lineage: Eukaryota; Fungi; Ascomycota; Eurotiomycetes; Eurotiales; Aspergillaceae
Source: the annotation of a GenBank genome assembly